This is a messenger RNA of Tupaia belangeri chinensis (Chinese tree shrew), 708 nucleotides long. RefSeq names its product FXYD domain containing ion transport regulator 7 (gene FXYD7). The transcript has 6 exons. The coding region runs from base 69 to 311 and encodes 80 amino acids. Gene Ontology annotation, cellular component: membrane. Gene Ontology annotation, molecular function: sodium channel regulator activity. Gene Ontology annotation, biological process: regulation of sodium ion transmembrane transporter activity. Lineage: Eukaryota; Metazoa; Chordata; Mammalia; Scandentia; Tupaiidae. The record is from RefSeq and is a predicted model, not a curated record.
CUGCUUCCAGCUGCUGCAACCGCGCCUUCUCUGCCUCAGCGUCCAGCGGUCCCUCGCUCCGGCCCAGCAUGGCGACCCCGACCCAGACCCCUACGAAGGUGCCCGAGGAACCUGACCCAUUUCACUAUGACUACGACACGGUGCAGACUGUGGGCAUGACUCUGGCCACCAUCCUGUUCCUGCUGGGCAUUCUCAUCAUCAUCAGCAAGAAGGUGAAGUGCAGAAAGGCGGACUCCAGGUCCGAGAGCCCAACAUGCAAAUCUUGUAAGUCGGAGCUUCCCUCCUCAGCCCCUGGCGGUGGCGGCGUGUAAAACCUGCCGGAAAUCUCCGCUGCUGUACCUGCCUGAGCGCGGGAGCCUGAGGACCGGGUGGAGGCGGGGGGGACCCCAGCCUUGCGCCGGGGAGUGCUCCCCCGAAUGAGCCGCCCCACCCACCCCAAGGCUGGAGCCGCUGCACCCUGCUGUCCCUCCCCAGGCCUUGGCAAUGACGAUCCCCCAAAGAGCCCGUCUGCAUCCCAGACCCAGGGACUCAGGCCUCCAGCUCCUGGGAUCCGGGAGUCCGCCCCCGGCCCCCCAGAAUCCCCGUGUACUGCUUCCCUGCACCCCCUCGUCUCCUCCCGAAGAUCCCUCCCCCGCCCCCUCGGUGUCCAUGUCUUGAGCUUAAUAAAUGUGCAUUUGGUUUUUCCCCCCGUUCUGUUUGUGUGUUCUC